UACUGCACGAUCAAUUAACGGUAUAUCCUCACCUUUCCCAACGUCCUCUUAUGUGAUUUUGUUUUACAACCGGUGGGAGCACAGUCACAGACCUGUUUUAACAGAAGGCGGACGCGAGCUGGCAGUGAAUUGAAGAACAUUAGAUCAAACUGCACCUUUCAAUUACGCUCGUAGAUUGGCAAGAUUAAGUAGACAUGCAAAAGAAGUAAUUGUACGAACAACUUAGAAACUUUAUCGGUAGUACGUCUGGUUCAUUUCGUGUCUCAGUGGAUGUCCGAUGUACAAAGUUAACCAGUUGAAGUAAAAUAAGUGAAAUUUGAAUAGAAGUGAACCGAUUUUCUUCUUUAUCUUGCCAGGAUGUCCACUUUGAGGAAAUGGGCUCAGAACACUCAAAAUAAAUUGAAUAUAAAAAACAACAACACAAAUGGAACUAAUGGCGAGAGGAAAUGGAUUCAUCCGCCUGGUACUCUGCAAAAGGGCCAUAUUGCCUACCUUGUCAAGUUUCUCGGAAAUAUUGUUGUAGAUCAACCAAAAGGUAUAGAUGUUGUAAAAGAAGCAAUUAGGAAAUUAAGAUUCACUCAGCAAUUACGUAAAAGCGAAUCAGGUGCCAAAACAAAGAAGGUCGAAUUAACAAUAAGUAUAGAUGGAGUAGCCAUUCAAGAACCCAAAACUCAUGUAAUUCUUCACAUGUUUCCAUUGCAUAGGAUAUCGUAUUGUGCCGAUGACAAUGGUGAAAAGCGAUUUUUUUCAUUUAUUGCCAAACAAACAAAUCAAGUCGAUAGCGAUGCUGAAGAAACCCACGAAUGUUUUGUAUUCAUAUCCGAUAAGUUAGCUGAAGAAAUUACUUUAACCAUAGGUCAAGCCUUCGAAUUAGCCUAUAAAAGAUUCUUAGAAACCUCUGGGAAGGAUUUAGAAGCUCAACGACGAGCAAUCAUAACCCAACAAAGGAUAAAACGGCUUGAAUUGGAGAAUAAUAUUUAUAAAAUGAGAUUGUUGUUCUUGUCGCAGCUCAGUAGUUGUAAAGCAGAUUUAGACCAAUAUUUGAGAAAGCACGAAAUAAAGAAUAUACUGGAGAUACCACCCAGUAAUAAUAAUGCAAAAGUAACAACGGAAGAGGUAGUGAACAAAGUAGAAACUAAUGGAAAAACUGAUGAACUUUUGGACUUAACGUCCGAAGUUAAUCGUAAUGGAAAUGCACCGCCCGUGCCACCAAGAAUCUUCGAUAGCAAUCCAUCGCCAUCUGUGGGUACUAAAUUGGAAGGAUUAUUGUUGAACGAAUUCGAUCAAGAAGAUAACGAUUUCGAUCCUAGAUCCUUCGAACAAACCAAUGAAACCUUAGCACCUAAAGCACCUCUGAUUGCUCCCCCACCAAAGGCCCCACGUAAACCUAAUAUGAAUAAUAAUAUAAUCGAGAAUAAUUUGCCUGAUGUUUGGAGUUCACCUUUCACGCCAGAGAGCCCAUCCACCAAUAGCCUCACAAGUCCAAAGAUCCUAGACCCUUUCGAAAUGGGAGAUUUCGGAAAUACAACAACUACUCAGGACAUCGAGAAUGCUUUAGGUUUAUUGGAUAAAAAAAUUUUGGAGAUGAAAACAGGGUUCAGCCGUGGUAUUUCUUUUGGUAAUGAUGAUUUUUCCUUGGAGAGUUUGGAUCCGCUGAAGAACUGAGGUACUGUUAGGAAACUGGAGCAAUGAGCUUAUGGAAUUAUGAAGUGAUAAAUUAAUUAAUCAGCUUUUUCGUUGUAUUGAUAUUAAUUAUAAAUUAUAUAUGAACAAAAUUUUAAAGAAAUAUAUUUUUCGAAUGCAAUGUAAUGUACCUAUUGAAUGUUAUAUCUACGAUUUAUACUGAGAUUAGAUAUAGUUAAAAAUAUAAAAGUGAAAAAUUUA
This is a messenger RNA of Coccinella septempunctata (seven-spotted ladybird), 1884 nucleotides long. RefSeq names its product PTB domain-containing engulfment adapter protein 1 (gene ced-6). The coding region runs from base 358 to 1665 and encodes 435 amino acids. The transcript is spliced from 8 exons. The record is from RefSeq and is a predicted model, not a curated record. NCBI's taxonomy places the organism in Eukaryota, Metazoa, Arthropoda, Insecta, Coleoptera, Coccinellidae.